UCGGCCUUAUAGCGAUUCUGCUUCGCUCGGACACGGACUCAGAUCGGACUCGAAAUCGGUUCAGUUAGUGACACAGAAAUAAAAAAAAAAAAUGGUAAUAGUUUUGGGAUUGGCAGAACGCUAAUCACGGAAGGAGAAGGUGUGGCGCCCGUCCGCACCUGGAGGAAAUAAGGAAAAUCGAGCAUCUUGUGCACACUGAUCAAUCGCGUAUCAACCUUGAACUUGCGCCGCAAAUCGCGUUAAUUUUUGUUUUGUUUUUGUUUUUUGUAUUUUUCAAUUAGAUGCAGGCCAACGCUGCCGCCAAGUGAGUGCAAUUCGCUGCGUUCGAGUGUAUAAAAAUAAAUGAAACAAAAAUAAAAUAAAAUAAAUAACCAAAUAAACGAAAAAUAAAAGCUAAAAACUGCAAAAGCGCAGGAAGUGCACCGUCUCUGUCGCCAAUUUUGCAAUCUUGCCAAAGGAGAUACUAUAGGGAGUCCGCUGCUCUCGGCGAGGGAAUAUAGGCUUUCAGGCAGUCGCCAUGGAGAAGAAGGUGUACCAGGACACCACCCGUCCACUGCCCAGGACUAGGUACUAUAACAAACAGGAUAAGAGCGAUCUGGGCGAGGACUUUGUGGCCCCCGAUGGCGGCUGGGCUUGGGUCGUGUGCGUGGCAGCAGGUGUUUCCAAUCUAUCUAUUUAUCCCUGCCUGCAGCAGUUUGGUUUCCUAUUCAAGGAUCGGCUGGGCAGCCUGGGCAUGUCCAGCUCACAAAUCACAGCCAUUAUCAAUACGAAUCCAGCCAUUUCGGCCUGCACGGGUUUGCUGAAUGGUCCCAUGUUUAGGAGAUUCACCUUCCGGCAGGUGGCCAUGGCUGGAGCCCUGCUCAUCUCCGGCGGCAUCAUGUUGACCGCCUUCUGUGAGACCUUUCUGGGUUAUAUGGUGGCCUAUUCCCUGCUGUUUGGCUUUGGCAUGGGCAUCAGUGUCUCUGCCUCCUCGCUGGCCAUUAAUACAUACUUCCAGAAGAAGCGUCGCCGGGCGGCGGGCUUCUCUUGGACCAUCACGGGCCUGGGACCAAUCUUCCUGCCCCACUUGGUCACCUUUAUGCUAACUAUCUAUGGCGUCCAAGGCACUACUCUACUCUUUGCCGCCAUCUCUCUCCAUGCCUUUGUGUGUGCCCUCAUCUACCAGCCAGUGCGUUACCAUGUGAAGCCUCAUCCGCCUCAGAAAGAGGAUUUGGUAGAUCCAGAGGCAGAGGCUGGGGCACCACUGUGUGCCCACUGUGCCUGGCAGCAGAAACGCGAACCGGGUGGCAUUUUCUCCAGCCAAUAUCUGUGCCAGGACGAUGAUGUCCAGCGACCUGGCUACGAGAUCUGUGAACCUGGCACACCGAUGCUCUCGCGAGCCAACGAUGGUUGGUUUGGCUCCAAGAUAUCCCUGACCUCGGGUCGUAUGCGUUUUCGCACUAUUUCGAGUUCCAAGGAUCUGGAGCAGACGCAGCGACUGCAUUGCCCCAUUAGCGAGGAGGAGGGUUCUGGAGCAGCACCGGAGGAGUUCCUGCGACCCAAUAACUUUCGACGCGAGCGAGUGGAGUCCACUACAUGCUGUCGCUGUCAGGAGAACAAUAAUGGCAGGGAAAAAUCCCAGGAGGAAGCAGGAGCAGCAAUAGCGGCAGCGGAGGAGUCUGUAGAUCCCUCUCGCAUGUCCUUUCUGGCCAAAGUGGUGACCUUCUUUGACCUGGAUCUGCUGCGGGAUUUCACUUUUGUGAACCUUGUCACCGGUUUGACAUUCAUCAACUUUGGUGAGCUCAACUUUUCCAUUCUGGUGCCCUUCAUCCUGGCUGACUUUGGCUUUGAUACGGGUCAAACCACGCUGGCCAUGUCCCUGUGCGCUGGCUUUGAUCUCCUGAUGCGGUUUCUAGUUCCAUUCCUCACCGAGAAGAUGCCUUGGGAUAAUCGGGUUUUCUUUCUCAUUGGAGUGGUGGGCAUUGCCCUCGGGCGCACUGUGGUGGCCUGUACGCGCUCCUAUCACCUGAUUUUGGGUAGUUUUGUGUGGAUUGGUCUGUGCAAGGGAAUACGUACUAUAUUUUGGCCACUGAUCAUACCGGGUUAUGUGCCGCUGAAUCGUUUGCCUGCCGCUUCAGGACUGCAGCUGCUCAUCUCGGGACUGUUCACCUUGAUCGGUGGUCCCUUUGUGGGAUUGGUGCGCGAUCGAUUUGAUUAUUCGGUGGCUUUGCACUGCCUUAAUACUAUGUCCUUUGUGGCGGCCGGUUCUUGGGCUUUGGAGGCCCUGAUACGGCGGCAUCGCCGCAAGCAGCGAUUGGUGGACAGAUGAUAAGUGGAGCAUCUAUGUACAUAGCCUAAAGGACUUGGGUCGAGGCGGCAUCCAACUCAAAGACAACAUUUUAGUUUAGAAGCAAAGAAUUUUUUAAAUAUUUUGUCUUAGC
Messenger RNA from Drosophila serrata, 2420 nucleotides. RefSeq lists its product as uncharacterized. Gene Ontology annotation, biological process: monocarboxylic acid transport; transmembrane transport. The record is from RefSeq and is a predicted model, not a curated record. Gene Ontology annotation, molecular function: monocarboxylic acid transmembrane transporter activity. Lineage: Eukaryota; Metazoa; Arthropoda; Insecta; Diptera; Drosophilidae.